Molecule: messenger RNA, 558 nt
Organism: Dibothriocephalus latus
Lineage: Eukaryota; Metazoa; Platyhelminthes; Cestoda; Diphyllobothriidea; Diphyllobothriidae
Source: the annotation of a GenBank genome assembly
AUGAAAUCGCAGAUGAGUUCGGAAUCUGAGGAUGAGGAAGAUCUGCCGCCGGAAUUGCGUCAUAAUCCCGAAGAAAUAAUGCGAGCGAAAGAACGGAACCCAGGCAUGUUUGUGAGUGCCUGGCAGGCUGAUGAGGAGGACAUUGAUAAGUGGACAAAGAAGCAGCUUAGGCGGGAUCCGAAGAAGCAGUUUGUGGUGGCCGCGGAACACGGGGAUAUGGUCGCCCUCCGUAGUAGCCUGGCUGACCUCACCCCGGCCGAGAAGGAGGAAUUCCUUCUUUUUACUGACGCUGAUGGCUACACGGCUCUUCAUCGGGCUGCCUAUGGCGGCCAUUACGAUGCUGUGGAAGUGAGUGCCUCAAGGGACGACGUAGUUUGGAAUGAUUGGCGUUCGACUAUCCUUAUGCCUGUCUGCAAAAAAGGAAAUAAGACAAAAUGCGAGAACUAUCGCGGCAUAAACUUCAUUGACGUUGCUGCGAAUGUCUUCACUAUUGUCCUUCUCAGAAUAUUCCACUCUGUACAAGACUCUAGGAAUUCCGCCAUGGCUACCAGCAACUGA